GUUCAGCAUGGCCUCCACUGGGAACAUGCUCCACAAUAGCAAAGCGGACGUGCUGGCUGGAACUGACAGGUAAAACGCAUUGUGGUGCUAGACAAGGCAGCUAAUGCUUUUGAUGACCAAUAUAUUGGAUGCGCUAAAGAAAUGGAUGAAAAAGCACCUGCACUGCUGGAGGAAGAAAAGUCCAAGAGCAAUCUGCUGAGACGAGUGUGGGAUAAUGCAACAAAACACUGGCAAGGAGUGAAAAAAAAGCUCUCUUUUAACUUGAAGGAUGAGUAUGGAAUAGCCAUAGCCUAUACUGACCGCUGCAAAUACAACAAUCCUGAAGCUUUUCCUACUGUAUUUAAACAGGCAAUGCAAGACACCAUAAAAUCUGAAGCUGAUAACAAGGCCAAUUUCAAAUUCAAAGCCUUUCACUAUUAUUUGACGAGAGCUUUGCAGGAAUUACAUUGGAACUGCAAUCAGCCGUACAAACAGACGGUGUACCGGGGGGUUUCUGAUGUUGAAUAUAGGUACACAAGAUCAGAGCCUAUCAGGUUUGGAUAUUUUGCCUCUUCCUCUCUUAACAAAAAGGUGGCUGAGGAAUUUGCGGAGAAGGAGUCAUCCAGCAUCUUCACAGUUUUAACCAUCCACACAAGGUUCGGCGUUGAUAUCAGUAAAUUAUCAUACAACCGAUCCCAAGAAGAAGUGUUAAUCCCAGUCCAUGAAGAGUUCAAAGUGUCCCAAAAUGAUGACUUCCACAGCACAGAACAGAACUGCAGCUACUUUCACUGUGGGAAGAAGAACUACAAGUGUUUUACCAACUCAGGGAAGAAAAACAACAUGUGUCCUAUCAACUCAGCUACUAGAGGAGGCAUCGCCUUCCCCAGCGGGAUGAGCCCUUCACUGUUUGGCGGAUCCAUCAUCCUGAUCCACGCUGCUGCUCUGAAGCUGACGGCCGGUUUCUAAAUUUCCCUAUUUGCGUUGCUCAUUUUUGCUCUCUUAACACCAAUCACAGGGAUGGGGUUUGACAGAGCUAGAGCUGUCUUGCUCUUCUGCUAGCAUUUAAAAGGGAAAUCAAUGGAGCGUCACUGGUACCUGCUUGGGCAGCUUUGAUUAUAUGCGCCGCAUUAGUAGAUCACAAUGAAAGCUCAUGAUUCUAUUUCAAAUAGGGUUUGUAUUACAAUGCUAGAGCCAUAAAUGGGUGCUUGUUGUAUAAAUCAUUUCUUAUAUUCCAGGCAAGCUCACGCUUUUGUACCAUCUUUUGAUUACUGUAGUGGAAGUUUUGUGAGCUGGCCACAGUAAACAUGUUGUUUGCAUACAUGUUGCAUUGUGCUCCCAUCCCAAGAUAUGAUCAGAGGUGUGACCUCUGAUGUGAGCUGAGCCAAAGCAUUUUUAAAGUCUCUUGUGGGUCCCCACAUUCCGCAUUUGAAAUGCCAGAGUGGGUAACAACCUUGAUAGGCUCAUUAUUAAAUGGAGAACAUACAAUUAAUAAUGAUACAGAAGAGGCAGAGGUGUUCAAUCAUCAUUUCUGUCCUGAAUUAGGAAAGAAGCAGCCUAGUUUACUUGUAUCACAUGAGAGUAAUGAAGUACUUUUCAAUCCAUUAAUAAUGAAGAAAGAUAUUAAACAACAUCUGCCAGGGAUAGCUGA
Pelodiscus sinensis (Chinese soft-shelled turtle) is the source of this 1627-nucleotide messenger RNA. NCBI's taxonomy places the organism in Eukaryota, Metazoa, Chordata, Testudines, Trionychidae. The record is from RefSeq and is a predicted model, not a curated record.